Molecule: messenger RNA, 357 nt
Organism: Colletotrichum truncatum
Lineage: Eukaryota; Fungi; Ascomycota; Sordariomycetes; Glomerellales; Glomerellaceae
Source: RefSeq, a predicted model, not a curated record
AUGCAUUUUCAAUCGACUAUUAUUCUCUCUUCUUUGGUGGCAGCCGCGAGUGCUGUUUCGACAUGCGCAUCCGGGGCCCCAUCGGUAUCCAGCCGAGACAACUACUGGUUCUCUCGGCAGUCGAACGGAAUUCAUGUUGCAACGUGGCCACAAGGAUAUGCCAACUAUGCAGCGCCUUCUCUCAACUCUAAGCAAGGCGUACUGCAGAUUGUCAACCAAAGUCAGACACGAAAGAGCAUUUGCCUGAUGAAGGGUGAUGUUGGGUUUACUUGCUACUGGCUGAACGCUGGAGAUACUUGCAAAACCAACAUUCAGGUAUCACCUGAGUGGUCUGUCAAGGUAGUUGGCGACGUUUAA